Messenger RNA from Lemur catta (Ring-tailed lemur), 720 nucleotides. Its product is annotated as heterogeneous nuclear ribonucleoprotein A1-like. Bases 1 to 717 code for a protein of 238 amino acids. Lineage: Eukaryota; Metazoa; Chordata; Mammalia; Primates; Lemuridae. The record is from RefSeq and is a predicted model, not a curated record. The transcript has a single exon. Gene Ontology annotation, molecular function: RNA binding.
AUGCUUGAUGACUGUGUGGUAACCAGAGAUCCAAACACCAAGCGCUCCAGGGGCUUUGGGUUUGUCACAUAUGCCACUGUGGAGGAGGUAGAUGCAGCAAUGAAUGCAUGGCCACAUAAGGUGGAUGGAAGAGUUGUGGAACCCAAGACAGCUGUCUCCAGAGAAGAUUCUCAAAGACCAGGUGCCCACUUAACUGUGGAAAAGAUCUUUGUUGGUGGAAUUAAAGAAGAUACUGAAGAACAUCACCUAAGAGACUAUUUUGAACAGUAUGGGAAAAUUGAAGUGAUUGAAAUCAUGACUGACAGAGGCAGUGGCAAGAAGAGGGGCUUUGCUUUUGUAACCUUUGAUGACCAUGAUUCUGUGGAUAAGACUGUCAUUCAGAAAUACCAUACUGUGAAUGGCCACAACUGUCAAGUAAGGAAAGCCUUGUCCAAGCAAGAGAUGGCUAGCGCUUUAUCCAGCCAAAGAGGUCGAAGUGGUUCUGGAAACUUUGGUGGCAAUCAUGGAGGUGGUUUUGGUGGGAAUGACAACUUUGGCCAUGGAGGAAAAUUCAUUGGUCGAGGUGGCUUUGGUGGCAGCCGUGUUGGUGGUGGUGGAUAUGGUGGCACUGGGGAUGGGUACAAUGGAUUUGGUAAUGAUGGAAGCAAUUUUGGAGGUGGUGGAAGCUACAAUGAUUUUGGCAAUUACAACAAUCAGUCUUCCAAUUUGGACCCAUGAAGG